AUGAUCACAACUACGAUGAACGACAGUGAAGUUACUUUACAGACUCAACGUUUAGCUGGUUUUAAGGCUACCGCCAAAAAAAUGGAGGAAAUACCCUCCCUCCCGCGCAUAUCUAGUCGUUCUGGAGGAGUGGUGCUCACCGAGCCGCGCAAUCGAUUAGGUGAGCGGCACUCCCACCACCGGCAACACUAUUCGUCGGGGCGGGGCUGGCGAGGAGAGCUCGCGGGGACGGGCAAUCGGUGCUCACUUUUGCGUCUGAUGCAGGGUUUUCGUACACCCUUUGAUUGCGACAUGAUUUCUCCCGCAGAAUUUGGAUGUAGGUUCCCUCAAAAUCAAUCCUCAUGCAUGGAGGUGACGAAAUCUCUACUGCUCCGGGACGAGCUUGUCGGGUGUAUAAUUGGACGAGGAGGCUCGAAAAUUAAUAUGAUUCGUCAAGCAUCUAAGGCAUUCAUCAAAAUCGCUGAUGCUGAGGAGGGCAAUACGUUUCGCCGCAUAACGAUUAAGGGAACUCCAAAUUCGGUCCAAAUGGCCAUAUUUUACAUAAACUACACGAGGGGAUUACUCAUUAAGGAAUGGCAACUCUCCUUCUGUAGUGUGAACCUCCACCAGCAGAUUGUGCAGAUGAAUCUUGCCAUUGACAUGGCGACAAAAACUCGUUCCCGAAGUGGUGAAUAUCCGCAUCUCUUGGGCUAUCCCUGCACCGUCAUUCGACAUGGAUCUCGAAAUUUUGUUACAACACGUUUGAAUUAUGGCCCGGAUAGUAACAAAUUCAGUUGCUACCUCAAAGGCCUGAUUACACUCUGCUGA
Molecule: messenger RNA, 807 nt
Organism: Echinococcus granulosus
Lineage: Eukaryota; Metazoa; Platyhelminthes; Cestoda; Cyclophyllidea; Taeniidae
Product: Poly(rC)-binding protein
Exons: 6
Coding region: 1-807 (268 amino acids)
Biological process (GO): regulation of gene expression; regulation of RNA metabolic process
Cellular component (GO): cytoplasm; nucleus
Molecular function (GO): mRNA binding
Source: RefSeq, a predicted model, not a curated record